Molecule: messenger RNA, 3054 nt
Organism: Fusarium sp. VM40
Lineage: Eukaryota; Fungi; Ascomycota; Sordariomycetes; Hypocreales; Nectriaceae
Source: the annotation of a GenBank genome assembly
AUGACAUUCAAGCUUUCAACCCCCUUGCAAAAUGAGGCCGCCAUCAGGCUAUCAGCUGAAACUGCAUCCCAACUCAAUUCUCUCAUCGACAUUCUUCUCUACAGUAACCACAACAGCUUUGUAUCCGUUACCAUGGAUCCAGCCAGCAUAAUCGGCACUACAUCCGCGGCUAUCACUUUUGUUGAAACACUCGCCAAAAUAGUUUCAGUUGCUCGAAAGGUACAUCGUGCUACUGAUGAACUAGAUGAACACAAACGGCUGAGAGAUGCUGCUUCUGCUCUAGAGCCUGCCAUCACCGCAUUAAUUGACAAAAGCAAAAACCAGACUCCACUUUCGCCGGUGGAGAAAAGUUUGUUGGAGGUUGCUAAGCAAUGCCAGGAUGUUAGCAACCGGAUUAUCCAUCUCAUGGAUAGUUACCAGGUUGGGCCAGUAUCCCACAAUGGUAACAGUUCACCAUCAUCAGAGAAAAGCAUCACCGGGCUCUCAUCUGUCAAGAAGAGUAUGAAGGUCACAUUUCGCAUUAUACGCGGCGAACGGGAAGAAGAAGGGCUGAGGCAGGAUUUCGACAGGUGCAAUAGGCUACUCAACAUCCAUCUGGAACUGAUCUUCAAAUCCAAGGUCCUCGAAAAGAUCGAUGCCGUCUUUGUGAAAUAUCGUCAGGAAGCCUCCGCCGAAUUCGAAUCUAUUCGCGAUACUCUACAAACUACUCUCGUAGACAUUCACCAACAGUCCGAAGAUCUCGUUAAACAAGUCAACUUUAUGAAAGUGACACUUGAUGAAGUGGCUGGCAACGACUCCCACUGGCUUCAACAAAUCAGCAAGCUUCAGAAGCUCUUUGAGACUUCCCACCAAACAAUAGAACAGAUCAAGAACCAUCAGAUUCUGAAGGCUAUUGCCUUUCAUGAUAUGAGAAUGAGGCACCAUCAGAUUGCUAAUGUCGAGCUAGCAGAGAAGACAUUUGAAUGGAUGGUCAAGGAUGAGACGGUACCUGCGUCACAGCCACAUUUAAAGCAAUCCUUCACAAACUGGCUCAAGGAUGGAGAAGGAAUCUUUCACAUCACUGGAAAGCCAGGUAGUGGCAAAUCGACAAUGAUGAACUUACUUGCCAGUCACCCAGAUACCAGAAAGCACCUAGAAAAGUGGGCUCGCAACGGAAACCGGAUCAUUAUAGCCUCGAUGUUUCUGUGGAACCCUGGGUCGGUGCAGCAGAAAAGUGUAGAUGGAGUGUACAGGACUCUGCUCUAUACUAUCCUGAACGAUCAAAAAGAGCUCAUCCCUCACCUCUUUUCCGACCUUUGGAACGCAUCCAGUGAAGAGCUGCCAAUAACACGGCAGUAUCUUGAAAUAAGCCGAAAAGAAAUAGAAGCAGCUCUUCAAAAGUUGAUUACCGACUCGACUCAAGGAUACCAGUAUUGUUUCUUUAUCGAUGGACUAGAUGAAAUCAAGGAUGAGAGCAAGUCCAGUUUCAGGUUUUCAACCGAGCUUUGCAAUUGGGCACGAUGUCAAAACGUUAAACUAUGUCUUUCCAGUCGUGAACAGAGGCCCUGGACGAGCUAUUUUGAAGGGUUCCCGAAACUGAAAAUCCACCUAACCACAAAGCAAGACAUCCGGAGAAUGAUUGACAACUAUCUACUCCAUGACCGCCACUUGAAGACCUUUCCCGCCGCUGAGAGAGAAAGGUUUGUCAGCAGAUUCGUCGGCAUGGCUGAAGGUGUCUUUAUCUGGGUCAAGUUGGUUUUGAGGGAGCUGGAAGAAAGCUUGAACUACGAACUCCCCCUAAGCACCCUCUAUCACGUUCUUGAUACCUUUCCCCGUGAACUGGACGAAUUUUACGACAGUAUUAUGUGCCAGAUCCCAAAGCGCGAGAAGAGUCUAGCUGAUGCGGUUUUUGAUGUUAUCAUAGAGACCCAUAAAUGGCCGAUGAGGGAGAUAUUCAACAUUCGUCAUCACGUCAUUCUGCGAGAUGUGAUAUCGUGUCCCGAUAUCUAUCAACUGACCUCUAAGCAUAUGGCACCACAAGCAUUUGAUCCCAUCGAGGACUUUCGGAAAGUAAUUCCUUGGAUUUUCCGUGGCAUGGUAGAAGUCGUUCAGUGGCGUCGAGAAGACCCAGAUACAGACUUUUUGACAUUCUCUCAUCGUUCGGUGUACGAAUAUCUGAGCACUGGCUCAAAACAUAGGAGUCCUCGGUCAAAAGUUGAUACUCUGAAGAUGGUUGUCCAAUGUUUAAUUGCGAAAGCCAAUUUUUAUGAGUUUUCCAAGUUCAAAACUGCGGUCUUCUUAGAUGACUUAUUGCCUGAAAUUGAGCAGACACACGAUAACUCAAUCCUGCCGCUUCUAGGUUCACUAGAUGAAACCCUGCUUCGUCGUCAAAGCAAGCAAUUUCAAAGCCUCGCCUGGAACUUUCAUAGCAGCUCGAAAUUCAUACCUUUCGGCGAGAAAGACAUUGAAAUGGUAUUUUUUCGAAGCUGUAAACAGCGUUUCUAUUCAUAUGUACGCUGGGCGAUACGAAAUACUCCAUACUGGAGAGACAAUGAACUCUUUCGGGCUUCCGCUAUUGCUUUUCUUUCAUCGCCAGAUACAUACAUAUACCCCUCACCGGGUGAGGCUUUAAAGAUUCUUCUUAGCGACGAAUUUGGCCCUAACUUUUGGUAUACUCAUCCUUCAUUUCCCUGUCCUAUAUCGCCAUGGACACGGUUUCUGUUUUACAUUAUUGGAAAAAGAGCACACAGGCCCUCUAGGUUUCGCCUGCCAUGGCCAGACAGGUUAUGGCAAGUUCUAGGCGUGUUCAUUGACAACAAGGCGGAUCUCGAUCUUCUUUUCAGCUGGACUCUUCAAAAAACUUCUACGUAUCCCCGUAGAUUCUAUAUCAAGGAUAUUCGGGUCGGGAACAGGGUACAGCAUGACAGCCAGUAUCCCAAGACAGAUGCGCUUUUCUACAAGGGAAAGAAAUUCUAUGUGUCACGAGAAUUUAGAAUGAAAUUUCCUCGUGGCGGCUCAGCGCGGGAAAUCGUUGCUUAUUUCGCACCCGAAGAGUACUUAGCACUUCUUUGUUAA